GCCUAUCGAGAAGUCAUUUUUGCAGAAACUAAAAAGCAGUUUCACUUCACGCAUAUCUGGGUGUGGGUGUGGGUGUGUCUCUCAACUGAAUAAAGCGAUCAUGGACAUCCGAUUAUGGUCAAAUUAUUGGUGGUGAGGUGUGAGCUUGUUCACGAGGGCAUGCUGCACUGCACACCUAUCUCUAUCGUCCUUCGGUGAUUCACCUCUCGCCACGUCGCUUCUUCCCCCCUCUUUUUUGGGGGAUUAUUUUACUGGGAGCUGCUUGAUCGUGCUUAAUUUGGGGAUAUGGACAUGCCGAUCAUGCACGAUAGCGACAGGUAUGAGCUAGUUAGGGAUAUCGGGUCGGGUAAUUUCGGAGUCGCCCGGCUCAUGAGGGAUCGCCAGACGGGAGAGCUUGUUGCUGUUAAGUACAUCGAGAGGGGGGAGAAGAUUGAUGAAAAUGUGCAGAGAGAAAUCAUCAACCAUAGGUCUCUCAGACAUCCAAAUAUCGUCAGAUUCAAAGAGGUUAUACUGACGCCGACACAUUUAGCCAUUGUGAUGGAGUAUGCAUCUGGAGGAGAACUUUUCGAACGUAUAUGCAACGCAGGGCGAUUCAGUGAGGACGAGGCAAGGUUUUUCUUCCAGCAACUAAUAUCAGGGGUCAGCUACUGUCAUGCUAUGCAAAUUUGCCACCGUGAUUUGAAGUUGGAGAAUACGUUGCUCGAUGGAAGCCCGGCUCCUCGCCUCAAAAUUUGUGAUUUUGGGUACUCAAAGUCGUCUGUGCUUCAUUCACAACCAAAGUCGACAGUCGGUACCCCUGCAUAUAUUGCCCCUGAAGUGUUGCUCAAAAAGGAAUAUGACGGAAAGAUCGCAGACGUCUGGUCUUGUGGAGUAACUCUAUAUGUAAUGUUGGUUGGUGCAUAUCCAUUCGAGGACCCUGAGGAACCCAAGAACUUUAGAAAGACUAUACAGAGAAUCUUGAACGUUCAGUACACCAUCCCAGACUACGUUCAUAUAUCCCCAGAAUGUCGUCAUCUGAUCUCAAGGAUCUUCGUGGCAGACCCUGCAAAGAGGAUUUCAAUCCCAGAGAUCAAGAACCACGAGUGGUUUCUAAAGAACCUGCCUUCGGAUUUGAUGGACAACAACAUGGAAAACAAUCAGUUUGAAGAACCAGAACAACCUAUGCAGAGUGAUAGUGAGAUUAUGCAGAUAAUAACUGAGGCUACCAUCCCACCUGCUGGAACCAACAAUCUUAACCAGUAUCUCACGGGAAGCCUCGACAUUGAUGAUGACAUGGACGAGGAUCUUGAAAGCGAUCCUGAUCUUGACAUCGAUAGCAGUGGAGAAAUAGUGUAUGCUAUGUGAUUUGAUAUUUCUGUUAGAACAUGGAUGCUUUGUUUCCAGCUCAUCAUUGCAUUUAAGCCUGCAAGCAAAGAAAGUUUGUUAUAUUCUCUACAUAUGGCAUUUUGUAGUUUGAUGAUGAUUUCCAAAUCAAGUACCACUACUUUA
Molecule: messenger RNA, 1488 nt
Organism: Salvia hispanica
Lineage: Eukaryota; Viridiplantae; Streptophyta; Magnoliopsida; Lamiales; Lamiaceae
Product: serine/threonine-protein kinase SRK2E
Biological process (GO): protein phosphorylation
Cellular component (GO): nucleus
Molecular function (GO): ATP binding; protein serine/threonine kinase activity
Source: RefSeq, a predicted model, not a curated record